AUGGACCGACUACUUCAAGCACUAGCAGAAGCUGCACUAAGCCAGGAGCACACAUUACGUCAGAUUGGUGAGUCACAAAAGCAAAUCGGUGAAUCACAAAAACAAAUGGCAGAGAUACUAUCACAUCGAAUAUCGGGAACGGACGAUACUGCAAAGUCGUCGCAAUUCGCAAAUCUGGCUACACGGCUUGGAACGAAGGGUUUAACCGAUACGGAGGGCAAAGAUCUACUUCUUAAUGCUCUCGGGGACGACGAGCAUCAACAAUUACUCAGUCGUUUAUCGCCGAAGAAACCGCAGGAGAUGUCUCUUGGCGAUCUCGAGCGACAUCUUCGAAAACAGUUCCAUGAUAAUAAAACGUUAUUUCAACGUCGUUUUGAAGCUCUCAAUUUUCGUGCUUCCCCGUCAGCAACGGCUAUAGAAAUACUUGACAAAGUAAAUGUUCUGGGAGAUGUCUUUGAGCUCGAUAAUUUCAAUAUCGACCAGCUCAAAAUUCUACUAACGGCUCUCGCCCUAAGCAACCACACCUACUACACGGAGCGAACAGUCCUCUUCAAGGUUGCAUCAGAAAAAGAAAACUGCACAUUUCAAGACAUUAGAGAAAUCUGCUACGCACAUGCAAACCGCACGGCUGACGUCAUGCGCGUUGAAGGACAGCGCUUCUCCGAAAUCAACGCGGUCAGCCAAUCUACAAAGAAUUCACCUAAAAAAGAAAGAGUUUGUUUAUCGAAGCAACGAAAUAAAAUAAAUACUGUCACAUUACAAGGUGUUCUAGGCACAAGACAUCGGUAUCACAAAUUCGCGCAUAUUACUAUCAAUAACAAGCCAUUGAAAAUGCAGCUGGAUACAGGAGCGGACGUAACUAUGAUCGGAAGAGAAACUUGGACACGAAUCGGUCGUCCAAAACUCCAACCUCUUACUACUUCAUGUGUGAAUGUUUCAGGACAUCCAAUGCAUACCAUAGGAUUUUUUAACGCCUCACUUGGCUACAAAGACUGUAUAAUAAAAGCACAAGUCAUCGUACUUGAUCGUCCAGAAACUGUACUACUUAGCUCUCAAGCAAUAGAUGAGCUUGGCUUAAUUACCUACGAUACAGGAGUCGUCGGAAAUCUGCAAACGAUGAAUACGAUUACGGUAAAUUCAUUUCAUAAACAAUUCACAGAACUUUUUAGUAGUUCCACAGGAGAAUGCACCAAGAUGACAGUUCAUCUAUGGCUUAAACCAGAUGUGAAACCGAAACAUAUUCCAUGA
This is a messenger RNA of Camponotus floridanus (Florida carpenter ant), 1248 nucleotides long. RefSeq lists its product as uncharacterized. Gene Ontology annotation, biological process: proteolysis. The transcript is spliced from 3 exons. Bases 1 to 1248 code for a protein of 415 amino acids. NCBI's taxonomy places the organism in Eukaryota, Metazoa, Arthropoda, Insecta, Hymenoptera, Formicidae. The record is from RefSeq and is a predicted model, not a curated record. Gene Ontology annotation, molecular function: aspartic-type endopeptidase activity.